Plasmodium malariae is the source of this 2166-nucleotide messenger RNA. Its product is annotated as Plasmodium exported protein, unknown function. The record is from RefSeq and is a predicted model, not a curated record. Lineage: Eukaryota; Apicomplexa; Aconoidasida; Haemosporida; Plasmodiidae. The transcript is spliced from 2 exons. The coding region runs from base 1 to 2166 and encodes 721 amino acids.
AUGAAUAAGAAAUACAAUAUCUUGAAUAUAUCCAUGAUACAUGAGGAAAAUAAAAAUAUAUCUAAAAGUUUUUUAAAUGUGCAUUUUGAAACAUUAAAAAGGUGUCGGAGGAGAGACAAAAUAAAUGAACUUGUUUUGUUUCUUAAAACUUUUAUUUUUACAUUUUUAUUAUGGACGGAUCUAUGCUUUAAUGAUCAUACCUUCGGUAAAUCAUGGGAUAAUAAUAAUCAUCUAGAGAAUAUAUUUUAUUAUAAAAAUAUUCGAGCAUUAACAGAAAAUGAGUACGAUGUGAAAACAUAUUAUAAAGUACUAGUUGCGAAUUUUAAAGAUAAAUUUCUUGAAAAUGAAGGGAAAAUAAAUCCAAAAACAAACACAUUAAAAUUAAAUAGUAAAUUGAGAAACGAAGAUGAGAAUGUGAAACCUAAACGCAAAUUAUUAAAAGUAAAAUUAAAUGAAAAACUGAGCACUAAAUAUGAAAAUGUGAAACCUGAAUAUAAAUUAUUAAAAGUUAAAUUUAAGGAUAAUUUAAAAAGAAAAGGAGAGAGUAAGAAGUGUAAAAACAGAAAAGGUUAUAUAAAUGUUUAUGACAUUGAUGGAAAUACUCAUAGUAAGAAUAGGAAUGUUAAUUAUAAUUUUAAUUCAUAUGAGGAAAGAAUGUUUCCUGCUUUUCAGAGACAUAUUGUGAACAUAGUAAAAAAUAAUGGAGAUUAUAAAAAUUCAUAUGAGAGUCGCAUUAUACGGGAAUAUUCAAACGAACAUAAAAAGUUUGUGGGAUAUAGUAACUAUGAUCAAAACGGAAAAGAAUAUAUACAUAGAAAUGAAAAUGAUAAUGGCGAUGGCGAUGGUGAUGGGGAUGAAAAUGGAAAUGGAAGUGAAUAUGGGGAGGAAAGUGGAGAUAUAAAUGAAGAUAAGGAAAAAGAUGGAAAUGGAAACGAAUGUAAGGAAGAAGAUGCAAAUGAAGAUAGAAAUGAUAGUGUAUAUGGAAGUGGAGGUGGAAGUGGAGGUGGAAGUGGAGAUGGAAGUGGAGAUGGAAGUGGAGAUGGAAAUAGAAAUGGAAAUGGAAAUGGAGAUGGAAAUAAAAACGAUGGAAAUGGAAAUGAAGAUAAAGAUGGUGACGACAAGGAAAAUAAUGAAUCGAAUGAUAAGAACGAUGAAGAAAAAGAUGAGAAUGAAAAUUCAGAUGACACGGAAAAUAAAGAUAAAAAUGACGAUAUUGCGGAAAAUGAAUAUAACAAACCAAACGUGAUAGAAGUUGAAGAGGUAAAAGAGGAAAAAAUGUUAAGAGAACAAAAUUCUUUAAAUGAAUCUGCAAUAGUAAAUGGAGAGGAUAUGUUAUAUGAAGAGAAAGGGGAAAAUACAAUUAAUACAAAAAAUGAGGAUAGUGAAAUUCAAAAGAAAUUAGAAAAAGGAAAAGAAGAUGUUAUUGAUGAUACAAUAUUAGAAAUGACUGAGCAUAAUGAAAAGGAAACAUAUAAAAAUUUUGACGAAGAUAGUGGAAAAAAUAUAUCUGUAAAUUUUUUUAGAGGUAAAUCUGUGAAAAAAAUGAAAUUUUAUAAUAUAAUAGAAGGAAAUAUAAAAAUUAUAAAAGGGUAUGUAGAUAAAAUGAUAAAUUGGUGUUUGACGGAAUAUGAUAUCUUAAAAAAAAUAAUAGAAAAUUACUUAGGGGACAAUAUAAAUAAAAAUAAGCAUGCAGAUACAAAUGUAAAAGAAACGGGAAUUUUAAGAAAAAAUAUUAUUGAAUUUACAUAUAUUACUGAUGACAAAAAAGAUAAUGAAGAUAGAAAAGCAGAAGAAAACAGAAGUGCAGGUGAAAUAACAUCUGAAAAAACUAAAAAUGUACUACUAGCAAACAUAGGUGAAUCAUUUAUAAUGAGUAUAUUAGAAAAAACAAGUGAUAUAGCUAAAAAAGGUGCAUUAUAUAUAGAUGCUAUGUUAGAUAAUAUUUGUGCAUUAGCUAAAAAGGGUGCAUCAUAUAUAAAUAGUAAGUUAUAUAAUAUUGUUAAUUUUGCUAAAAAAUGUGCAUUAUAUAUAGAGGGUAGAUUGAAUAAAACAUGUAUGUUAGCUAAAAAACGUGCAGUCGAUAUAAUGGGUAUGUUAGAAGAAAUUAGUGAUAUAGCUAGAAUAUAUGCAAUAAAUAUAAUUGGUGCACUAUAUAAAAUUGGCUAA